Messenger RNA from Liolophura sinensis, 1267 nucleotides. RefSeq names its product L-threonine ammonia-lyase-like. Gene Ontology annotation, molecular function: L-serine ammonia-lyase activity; threonine deaminase activity; pyridoxal phosphate binding. Bases 154 to 1146 code for a protein of 330 amino acids. Gene Ontology annotation, biological process: L-threonine catabolic process; L-serine catabolic process. The record is from RefSeq and is a predicted model, not a curated record. Lineage: Eukaryota; Metazoa; Mollusca; Polyplacophora; Chitonida; Chitonidae. The transcript is spliced from 7 exons.
GUUUCAUGCACUGACGAACCUGUUCGGAGAACAGUGGGUGGAUCUUAUUUCAAACGCUUUUUACAGCGUGUUUUAUAGGCAAAUUACAACCCCACUGCAUUUCAGGUGAUAAGUUUAAAAGUGUAAGUAUACACCAUCUGAUACCUGAACAACAUGUCUGACACAAAAGAUGACGUGUAUGAGCUAAUAACAGAAGAGCAAAUAAGAGAUGCUGAGGAACAUCGCAGUCCGGAAGUAAGACGAACGCCAUUGCUCUCCAACGUCCAGACACUGUUCCCAGAAGUAGAGGACAAACAUGUUAACUUAAGCCUGAAGCUUGAGUCUAUGCAAACCACAGGUUCCUUCAAAUUUAGGGGAAUCAUGAACCAAAUUCGUUUUAUUCCACCUGAAGUAAAGUCAGGAGAAAAGAAGCUAAUUACAAUGUCGGCAGGAAACUACGGCAAAGCAUUUGGACACGUGACCAAGGAAUUGGGUCUCAAGGGUUUGUGUUUGAUCCCCAAAUUCGCACCUGCCAACAGAGUGGAUGUAAUAAAGGGCUAUGGCGUGGAAAUCAUACCCACCCCUAAUGAGGAACUUCAGCCGACGGUGGACAGGUAUGUCCAAGAGAUGGGAUAUGUGUAUACUCACCCUUUUGAUGAUUUACACCUCAUCGCUGGAUACAGCAGCCUCGGAUCUGAGAUAUUGGAAUCCAGGCCUCUGCCAGAUGUUGUUGUUGUCUGUUGUGGUGGAGGGGGUGUUCUUGCUGGGGUGGCCACCGCAAUCAAACUGAGACGACCCGAAUGUAAGGUAUAUGGCGUCGAACCCGAGAGAGCGCCAACAAUGUUUGAAAGUUUUAAGGCGGGCCAUGCGGUAACUAUGCCAUCCGUGAAAUCCAUUGCUUCCGGAUUGUCUCCACCUUUUGCAGGAAAAAUUACUUACAACCACUGUCGGAAGUAUGUAGAUGACAUCUUGCUGGUUUCUGAUGAUGAAAUCAGAGCGGCAGUUAAAAGACUCUACCAUGCUGGGUUGGUGGUUGAGGCAUCGGGUAGUGCUGCAAUGGCUGCCAUGUUGUUUGAUAAAAUCCCAGAUGUCAACGGCAAAAACGUUGUUAUAGUUAUUACUGGUGGUAACGUUACGCCAGAUGAAUUGGUGAAACUGUGUGAGUGACAUUUGCCUUAUGUUGUCUAUUGACCCCUAAUUACUACUAAUGGCAGGACAACUUAUGUGAUAAUCCAUAUAACUAUUAUUUAUGUACACAUUACAGUAAUAGUAUGACACACCCAAAUAA